AUCCUCUAGGCCCCUUUUUGCCAGGUUUGGUUCUAGGGUUGUCUACAAUUUGGGCAGGACUCUCCAUGCCAAAGUUGAUACCAUUAUUGCUGACCAGUCUUGGCAAUGGCCACGUUGUAGGAAUUCUGUGACCAGGGACAUCUUGAGGAUCACCCCUGCUCAUCUUGUUCCUCAUCCUUCUCAAGAGGACACAGUCAUUUGGAAUCUCACCCCUGACCACAAGUUCUCUAUCAAGUCAGCAUGGAAUGCUAUUAGAAGGCAGCAUCCUAAAGUUAGUUGGUCCACAAUUAUUUGGUAUAAGCAUCAUGUUCCUCGCUGGUCCAUUAUUCAGUGGCUUGCACAUCUAGGGAGGCUUGCUACUAAAGAUAGACUCCUUAAAUGGGGUAUGGCUAUGAAUGAUCAGUGUGUCUUGUGUUCUGCUUCUGUAGAAAACCAUGAACACCUCGUCUUUCAGUGUCCUUUCUCUUCUCAACUUUGGAAAGCCUUGCAAAAGGACCUGAGGCCUCAAUGUCCUGUUACUAGUUUGCCUCAAAUUAUGGACUGGAUGAUUCAAGUUGAUAGGGGUUCUCUGUUUUCUUGUUUGUUUUCAAAGGUUGCUCUUGCAGCUCUUUUGUACCAUGUUUGGGGAGAAAGGAAUAGCAGAAUCUUCAAAGGUUAUGGGAUUACUGUGCAGCAAUUGGAAAUCAAAGUGCGAACUGAUAUCCGAGCUUGUGUGAGCUCCUGGAGGAGAAUUAAGAGGUCAAGUCCUAACAUAGCUCUCUGUUCUUGGUGGAAUAUCCCAUUUAGAGUUUUUGGCAGUCUGUAAUUUCUGUUGUGUACUGUUUGUCCUGUUUCGUGAUGUGGUAGUUCAGGCUUGUUUUUAGUGUUGAUUUGUAUAGUUUGUUGGCUUGGGAUAUGCCCCUGAUGGGUGUUAUGUGUUUUCUUUUCUAAUAAAAUUUUACCUUA
This is a messenger RNA of Rhododendron vialii, 945 nucleotides long. RefSeq lists its product as uncharacterized. Bases 386 to 805 code for a protein of 139 amino acids. Lineage: Eukaryota; Viridiplantae; Streptophyta; Magnoliopsida; Ericales; Ericaceae. The record is from RefSeq and is a predicted model, not a curated record. The transcript has a single exon.